Molecule: messenger RNA, 1289 nt
Organism: Daphnia magna
Lineage: Eukaryota; Metazoa; Arthropoda; Branchiopoda; Diplostraca; Daphniidae
Gene: Ccm3
Product: programmed cell death protein 10
Exons: 3
Coding region: 180-818 (212 amino acids)
Biological process (GO): positive regulation of MAP kinase activity; regulation of Golgi organization
Cellular component (GO): Golgi apparatus; FAR/SIP/STRIPAK complex
Molecular function (GO): protein kinase binding
Source: RefSeq, a predicted model, not a curated record
AUCUGGAAUUCUGAGGUUUAUUAAACAGCGUUGCCCUAAUACGGUUGUGUGUAAUCAUCAUUCAUCAAGUAACAGCAGUUAGUGGCAGUGUCUGAGUGUGUAACUACGUCAGUAAAUGGUCGAAACGUUUCUCCUUUACUUGUUUAUUUGUAAUUAAAGUGGCUGAAGCUUCUACAAAGAUGACUAUGGGAGAAGAAAGUGUAUUGUCUUCCCUAGUACUUCCCAUCUUGGUGGGGCCAUCACUCAUAAACUUGGAGAAACAAGACCCAGGUGCUGCCCAACUACUGAAAGCUGCCUUCAGCAAUGCAGAAUCUGCCCAUCCAAGUCUCUGCUACAGUUUUAUUUUGGGAUUGAUGAAAAAAGCAGAAUUGUCACAGAAAGUCAAUAUGAACGAAAGCCUUUUAAGAGUUCAAGGUGCUGCCUUGGACCAAGAAUCACCUGAUUACAGAAUUAAUCGUUCUGAGGAUGCCUUUCAGGAACUAUGCAGAAAGUCUGUUGGUCUGAAGAAGAUUCUCAGCCGGAUUCCUGAUGAAAUUGGAGACCGCAAAGCCUUUUUGGAGACUAUUAAAGAAAUUGCAAGUGCCAUAAAGAAACUGCUAGAUGCAGUUAAUGAAGUGGCUGGCUACAUAGCAUUUGGCUCUGGCAAACAGCGCCUAGAGCAGCGCAAGAGAGAAUUCGUCAAGUAUUCUAAACGUUUCAGCACGACGUUGAAAGAAUAUUUUCGCGACGGACAAGCAAACGCCGUCUUCCUGAGUGCCCUCUACUUGAUACAGCAAUCCAAUUUGAUUAUUACAACUGUUAAAGGUUGUUGUGAAUAAUUUGUGUUAAAAUCUUAAAGCUGCGGUGAAGGUCGAUGCUCGGAGACGACGCAAUUCGGAAGCGGUUUAAGUGGUGCUUCACAUAGUCGUGAAUAUUUAUAUUUCAAAAAUAAAACCACACCUUAAUCCGUUCUUUCAUCGUUUUACACCGUCCAUUUUCAAAUCAGGUGUAGUCCCUUUUCCUUCUUUACGGGGAUUGGAUUUUUGUUUUAAAUAGUUUGUUUUGAACUUCAUCCCCCUUUUUGUUAUCUUAUCCAUUCGUCAACUCCUCGUUGCUGGCCGCCUCGUAGACCGCUCCCAAAAUGAUGAAAUCCGUUGCAUGUUUUCCUAGCCCGACCUAACAUUCCAGAGAAUAAACAUUGUUGAAAUUUCUAUAAGCAGUAAUUAUAAAGCCUGUUUAAUAUGCGGUGGUUUCGUGUUACAUAUAUGGUUUUUAAGUAUAGAAUACACAGUAUAUCUUCGCAGUCUGAA